Molecule: messenger RNA, 5455 nt
Organism: Stegastes partitus (bicolor damselfish)
Lineage: Eukaryota; Metazoa; Chordata; Actinopteri; Pomacentridae
Gene: spef2
Product: sperm flagellar 2
Exons: 39
Coding region: 1-5403 (1800 amino acids)
Biological process (GO): sperm axoneme assembly
Cellular component (GO): manchette; sperm midpiece
Molecular function (GO): protein binding
Source: RefSeq, a predicted model, not a curated record
AUGUCGGACAUACUGUGCAGGUGGCUGAACCGGGACCUCCGGCUGUCCAGGGCUGUCGAGCCAGACACCUUCGCCAAUGAUUUCUCCAGUGGCUACCUAAUUGGGGAGGUUCUGCAUAAAUAUCAGCUGCAGAAGGAUUUCAGUAUGUUUAUGAAGAAAGACACCUCCAUCUCCAAAAUGAAUAAUUUUACCCGCAUCGAGCCGACUCUUAAGUUGCUGGGGAUCUCCUUCGACAUAAACACAGCCCAAGACCUGAUGCAGGAAAAGCAGGGCGCUGCCACACGCCUCCUUCACCAACUCUAUGUCUCUCUUGAAAAGAACAAGAAAGCAGAAAUCGGUGGGACAAUGAUGGAAAUCAUGCAGCCUUCAGCCAGCGCAAACCUGCACAAAAAGGAGCAUGAGAUCUACUCUGAUCGACUGCACCAGGUGGUGAAACGCGAUGCAGAGCUGAAGCUUCAGAAAAUCCCUCAGCACUACGGGGAUAAAUCCCAGCAAUGGUGCGACAGAUCUGUGAUGAACCAUCCUGUCCAUCAAAAGAGACGACUCAGAGUCCAGGAUGAGAAACAAAGAAAGGAUAGUGAGAAGCUCCGAGUGUGUCCUCAGAAGUUCAGUGACAUGAACCAGGCCACUAAUGUCCAGGUGACCAAACUACCUCCCUACGCUUCAACGCUUAACCUAAAGAAGAGGCAGCAGCAGCAGCAGCAGCGCAAAGAACGACAAGCACAGACAGUCCAGACAGACAUAGCCCAGUUUGAGACAAACAAAAAGAAACUGGUCACUUCUGGUUUUGCCUCCUCUUCAAGCGAUCAGCCCUCUCCUGCAGAUUUCCUCCUUGGUAGCAGCAACCAGGACUGUGAAGUCCCUGGAAGUGGAACUAACAUGAUGCUACAGUCCAACAGCAAGUACAUACAGGAGAUCCGGCAGAGACUGGAGGAGAAUGCUGUAGCUUGUGAGCAGAGCAAGAAGAGAGUAGAUAGAUUCCUGGUGGAGCAGUUCAAGGCCCACGAAGCUCAAAAGGAGGCGUGGCGAGAGGAGCAGCUCGUGAGGCGUCUGACACGUCAGACUCGGCAGGAGCAGGGCUUGGCCGCUCAGCUACUGCAGACACGUGCGCAGAAGGAGGUGAUUCGGGAGAACCGCCUGUUCAGAGAGCAGCAGUACCAGCAGCGGAGGGAGAAGGACUUCCGGGAAGCUCUGGACAGGGAGGCGGUUUUGGCUCAGCAGGCUAAGUUGGACCGUGCAGAGGAGAUCAGAAAGGAGCUUGAAUUCUGUAACAGGAUGGCUGCCGAACGAGCUCACAGCAGAUACGAGAAGCACUUUAAGAGCUGCAAGGACAUUUUGGAGCAGAUAGUGGACUUGGCAACUAAGGUCGGAGAAUACCGAAAGCUCACCGGAAAUCUGAUUCCAGGGAAGCUGAUGAGAGAGUGGAAGGAGUUGCUGUUCAGGGGCCUCCCUCUCUUUGAGCCGGUAAAGGGCCACCAGCCACAGUUUUCUACCCAACUAGACCCCGUAGAGCUUAAGAAGCAAGAGACACUCAACACUCAGGAUUAUGAUGAAUACACUAGUAUGGUAGGUGAAUGGGCGUGGCCAGAGGAAGCAGGGGAGACAAAAUUGCCCCCGGCCAACAACGACAUUCUUGGACAUGUUGUCCACCGACUAAGGAGCGUUGUUCAUCCGCCCGUCAUGGAACCGCCUGUGUUUCCUAACUUUACCAUCAAGGCCUGUGUCCUGGGCAAGAUUUGCUCUGGCAAGACCACCUGCCUGGCCAAGAUUGCUGAAGCACAUGGCAUCUGUGUCUUGUCGACUGACACACUGAUUGAAGAGGCAGUGAAUGCUUACAGGAAUGGAGAGGAGGACACACAGCAGCAGGGGGAGAAAGACGGCGAGCAGCAGCUUGCAUCGUCCACGUCAUUGAAAUCUGAUCUUGAUACUCAAGAGGAAGGUAAAGACAGUAAUGCAAGACUGUCUACUCGUGCUGUCCAGGGAGCAGCUGCAGAAAAUGAGCUGAGGAAAGGGAAGCCCCUCCCUAAUGAGCUAUUAGUGGACAUUGUAGUCGAGGCAAUCAGUCAGGUUCCGGCUCAGUCGGGUUGGAUCCUGGAUGGCUUUCCAGUAGACAUCAGCCAGGCUCACCUGCUAGAGGAAGCCCUGGGUGGGUCCGUAGAUGCAGGGAAUGAAGCUGUAAGCAGCCAGUUGAACCUUGCUGCUGACCCUAAUCCACCCAAACCUCCACCGCCUCCUGCUCCGGUGCUGGACUUGGCCCUGCUGCUGGAUGUCCCCGAUGAGCGUGUGGUCAAACGUGCAUUCGAUCAUAUAGAUACAAAUACCGCUGCUGGUACAACCUCCAAACCCACAGACCAAAACUUAUACCUGGCACAGAUUCCACAAAGGAUCACAGGUUUUCAGGAAAACUGGCCAGAACUUGAGGAAUGGUUUGGCGGAAAGCAAAACAUUUUGGUGCGUGUUGAUGCAGACGUAGAUGACGAUGAGCUUUACAGCAGGGUGGAGUCCGUCCUGCAACAAGUUAUGCUGGAAGCACAAGAAGCUCUCGCCUCGCCUCCUGUAAAAGAUGCUGUGCUCGACAGUGCAGAAGCUCCAGACUCUUCUUCUCCUUCAGCCACACCUCCACUUCCAGGCCGGCCUCCAGCUCCCACUGACAAAGAGCUCGGCCCCAAAGAGUCCCACUCCAGCCUUAAAGAGAAAAAAGUCAGAAGUGUGACGUCACUUUCCAAAUCCAACACACACUCUCCAAGAGGGCACUCUGGAAAUGCAUCAGCUUCUUCAGUGUCCAAUGAGGACUCGCAAACAGUCGCCAAGAACCCAACCGAGUCCGUCUCUUCCUGCCCAACUUCCUCCAGCCAGGCCUACGUGGACAAACCUCUUCCCUCCGAGAUACCAAAGCACCUGAGCCUUUACUGGGAUGAGUUGUGUAAUUCUUAUGUGAACAGCGCAAAGAAAGUGAUGCAGCAGCUUCGCUCACAACGCACUGAUCUCAAUCAUCACCUGUACAACGUCAGAGAGGGUUACAAGCAUUACUUGAGGCGUCCAGAUUUGAAGCAGGAGUUGGUGUCUCAGUGGCAGAAGGAUUUCAACAGCGUCCCUGAUGAUAUGAGAAAAGAGGACACCAACGCAGAACUGCACUUGAGACUGGAUGAACUGCGUGAACGUUUGUGGGACAUUAGUGACAAGCGUAAGGAGAAGGACGAGCAAGAGAGGACUGCUCUCAUGUGCGACAGAUGGUUGGAGGAGCACACCGCCGUCCUCGUCAACCAGCACUCUGCACUAAUCCAGGUGGAGCUGAACCGUUUCCAGAAGACCCUCCAUUUUCUCAGGGUCUACUAUUUGAGCAUGUACACGCAGGUGCUGCCAGAACCACCGAGCAAACUGGCCUCUAUCCCCCUACUGGAGACCCCAGAAACCAAGGAUCAGAAUGAGAGUAAUCACCCACCAGGCACAAGUCUGUUAAGUCACAUGGACGAUGGAGAGGACAGGAAGAAAACUAAAUUUACUCUCCUCCUCAGACGUCCUGACUCCUCAAAAGGGGGCUCUGACACAAAAGGCCAGGACCAGACAGAACCUCUUCAGCAACCAGAGGAGAAACUGAUCAGUGACUUCGAGGGCGCGCUCACAGCCAUCGACAAACUGGUGUCAGCAGAAGCCCACCAGAGGGAGACAAAAGAGCAAAAGGAGAAAGUACAAGAGAAGGAGAAGGAGAAAGAGAAGGCCUCUGAAAACCCAAAGAAAACGAAAAAGGGAAAGCAGUCAGCAAAAAAGCAGAAAGGCAUCCCACCCCCGGCACCGAGCCCUGCACCAGCCGAUGACAGAAACUCAGAGAAGACUCGUGAUCAGGAAGUUAGAGAAAAAAUACACAAGGAAUACACAGCUGCAUUGAACGCUGAGGAGAAUGCAGCAAAGGUGCGCAUUGCACUGGUGAAAGGUCACGGUCUGGUGAUGUUACACUCCCUGCAGAGCCGAGCAGAACAGGCCUUCAGCAGUAUGGAGAAGUGGUUAGCAGCACGCUACCUCGCAGAAAUGAAGAGUAUUGACCAGUUAUCUGAUGUGGUUCACCACAGCAUAGAGGCUGGUGCUAAGCUGCAGAAUAAGCUGAUGUUGGAAUGUUCUGACUUCUAUCUGAAUGGAGACCACCACAUGGUGCCUGACCCUGCUCCCCCUCCCCAUCCUCCUUCACCCACACAGUCCACCCGAACUAUCACUCAGCUAGAGUCACUCCACCAAAAGCUAUGCGACAUUGCUCCAUCAGGUCUCAUGUCCAGUUCUAAGUUUUCCAGUUUUCUCAAGGGUGUCUCCUCUGGUGAAAUGGGCAAAUGCAUCUUGCCUGAGCCCCGGGGGGACACAAAUGAAGCACAGAUGAUGGAAAUCGUAUCUUUGCUAAUGGACGGUUAUGAGCUGAUCGACUGGCGUCGGUUUCUGCUCAGUGCUGCUCUUCCUUGGCCAUUUCCCUCCUUAACACAGCUGCUGGCUGUGCGACAGCGUUUUAAGGCAGCAGAUGCUGGUGAUGCAGGCUAUAUACACAAGGAACAGUAUCUACAGAUUGAGUUGUGGUUUUCCCAUGAGAGUGUCCAGACGGUUCCUGAGGACCCCCCUGAACCUGCACCGUUUGACCACCUGGCUAACCUACGUGAGUUCUUUUUCCAGCUGUUUGCAGACCACUCCUUUUCUCCCUCUCGACUGGAUUACGUUUCCAUGCUGCAGUACUUUGCAGCCGACCCUAACCCCAGACAGGGUUUCAUCAGGGCACUCAGCGUCGUGAUGGGGCAACAUCUCCAGCUCUCCUCGCUGGACCAUCUUGUCAAGUCUAUGCCCCGUAUGGAAGAAGCUACAGAGCUCACUUCCUCAGAACUUGAUGGAGACUACAAGGAAGAAGAGCCUCUGUGUGCGUCGAGCAGUUUGUUUGGCGAGCAAGGAGUGUCGAUCUCUGCUCUCCUCGCUGUCAUCUGCCACAAAAUCACCGAACAAAAGGACGACAGCCCCCGUCCUCCAGGCUGCCUGAGUCGGGAGGAGCUUACUGAGAGCCUGGUGCAGCUAUUCAGAGAGCUGGGAUACGAGCCCGAGGACCGCGUUCCGUUCUCCGUUCUCUCUCAGCAUCCUUUCAUCCAGGUCCUGUUGGAGACCUUGACCCACUACCAACUUGUGAGCAUCCAUAGCGUGCUACUGGCCAGAGAUGGGACCAAGUCCUUGUUUUGCAUGUCAGAGUCGAGUCCCAAGUCGAGUCCUGAGUCUGGACAGUCGAGCCCUGAGUCUGGACAGUCGAGUCCCAAGUCUGGACGGUCGAGUCCCGAGUUGAGGCCCGAGUCUAGACAGUUGAGUCCGAGUCUCGAGUCCAAGCUCCCAUCUCUGCUACAGGCACAUCAGGAUGAAGGCGAGUCAGACAGCGUGACAGGUUCCUGAAGGACAAGACAACACACGGCACACGUACAUGCUGCUGUCUGCAUUUACUUAA